Molecule: messenger RNA, 1719 nt
Organism: Platichthys flesus (European flounder)
Lineage: Eukaryota; Metazoa; Chordata; Actinopteri; Pleuronectiformes; Pleuronectidae
Exons: 3
Coding region: 54-1052 (332 amino acids)
Source: RefSeq, a predicted model, not a curated record
GAGAGGCGACACACUGAUUAAGAAGUUGACAAGCAGAACACUGCUGAUAUUCAAUGGCGCCGACGGACAAACAGUGGCAUCUGAUGGGACGGCUGGUGCGCGGUUGGAAGGAAGGGAAGUGCUCCCUGUUCUUGCUGACUGUCAUCUUCGUCCUACCACUGCUGCUUUGGAGAACAAGCCAAAACAACUCGAGCAUAGAAGAAAUAAUCAAAAGAGAACUUUCGUUUGACCUCUCUGAUGAACAAAUAAAACCUGAAAAUAAUGCAUGGUAUGAGUCCAUAAAGGUAAUCGCUAGAAAAAUAACUAAUGAGAGCUGUUAUGUCUGUGCACAACUUCCUCAUGGUGUGGGUACUACUCUCCCACUUAAGACCAUCCCACUAAACACUUCAGAGACAUUAGGAGUACUGAUAGCUUUCACUCAGGGGGUUUCACUAAAGAAUAGAAAUGUGAGAGACAUGACUAGUACACUUAAACUACUGAAUAUUAGUGUAGUUAAUUAUUGGGGUUCCACAGCACGAUUCUGGGAUAUGUCUUUGGUGGCAGAUCAGGAAAUUCACCAACCUGUGAUGACAAUAAACCCCACCGAACAGUUAGGCACUGUUUGUUUUUCUAGACAAUGUUUUAAAGCUGAGGAUCGCUAUCUGGGAACUUCACCAUGUAGGCAAAAGGUUGUAGCUACUUGUGGUUUGAUAUGGGAUCGGGGAGCAGCAGGAACAUGCAAAUAUAACGUACCAUUUGUUGCUCCGUUAAAUUUAACUAAUACCAUCAGUUUACAUAGACCAGGUUAUGACAACCCGGUCGUUAGAAUGCCCUCUAGUGAUGGAUAUUGGUCUUUGAGGGAACAUGUGUGGGUGUGUGGGAAACAUGUUUACCAGUCACUCCGACCGGGGUGGUGUGGGACUUGUUAUUUUGCCAAAUUAGUACCCUCUGUUACUUUGUUAUCUAACCUCACCCACUUCCAUACAGAUUAUGCUCACUAUUAUGUGCCAUUCAGACAUAAGCGUUCCACAGUAAGAGUGUCUCCAGGAGAGAAAGGAUUCAGAGGAUCUUGAAAACCGAUAUUACAUUCCGGGGGUCUGGGAAAGAGUAGGUGACAGGAUAUUGGUCACCUAUUACUUCACAUCAAAGAGGUUGAUGGAUAACAUUUGUUUCCUCUCCAGGAGGGGCUUGGAGAUGUAUAAAGUGCUGUUUUUCUUGUAUGUCAUGGCUCAUUGUAUGAAAUCUAUCUCACGGUCUUGUACAUUGAUGCCCAUCUGCAGAUGUAGAAUAAACUUCCAGAAAGACAUUGUAAUGACUUGUGCUUGACUAUUGAGAAAUUCCCAUGACAGACUCACACAAGACAGGAAACAGCUUUGAGCAGUCCACAAAGGAAAUACAAAAAAGGAGUCACCAAAGUCACCCACAAAGGGUAUUGACCACGCGGGAACGAAAAAGGAAGAGCGGUCAGCUCUGCGGUGAAGUAAAGUAGAGUGGCCCUUGUUGAGAAGAGUGGGCAGCUAUUGGGAUGUGAUGCCUGGCCAAUCAAAGGGCCUCCCUUAUAAUGAUGUCAGAGCCAGAGAGGCGGCAGCGAAUCAGUGUGUCUGGAGCUGCACGAAGAAUUCUACAGAUUUUGAAAUCUUUAAACAAGACUCAGCCCGACAGAGGAAUAUUAUAGAACACGUAGUACAUAUUACUGUGUCGCUCAGCAGUGAGAAGUAAUAUUUACCCUGUCGAGUAUCU